Molecule: messenger RNA, 1039 nt
Organism: Lingula anatina
Lineage: Eukaryota; Metazoa; Brachiopoda; Lingulata; Lingulida; Lingulidae
Product: sodium/calcium exchanger regulatory protein 1
Molecular function (GO): lipid binding
Source: RefSeq, a predicted model, not a curated record
GAUUCCUGCCAGUCUGCGGCACAUUGAAUCGUGCCGAUUUGUGUUAACGAACCCCCAGCGCCUUUGCAAGCGACUGAACAGACUUCAGUAUGGACAAAUUCAUUGGAAAGUGGCAACUGGCCAGUAGCGACAAACUCAAAGAGUAUAUGGAUGCAGUAGAGGUCGCUGAGGAGUUCCAGCAAAAAGCUCUCGCCGUGCUGAACCUGGAGGCCAAGCCAACCCACGAGUUCAGCCAAGAUGGCGACAAGUACACCCUAAAAACUAUCACCGGCACGAAGACAGAGGAGAUGACAUUCAAACUGGGGGAGGAGUUUGAACACACUGCCUUUGACGGGAGAACUGGCAAGGUCUUGUUAACAAUGGACGGUGAUGUGUUAGUUGAGAAGUGGACGAUGAACGACCUUAGUUCCCUCAACAAACGUGUCGUCAGCGGGGAUGAAUUGACUUAUACUUUGACAGCCAAAGACGUCGUCUGCACAAGAAAAUACAACCGUGUGUAGGGACCAUCAACGCCACGGCUUCCUUCAAAAAUAAAGACUUAUUCCUGGGCACAGAUCAGACGCUGAGACCCAGUAACAAACUGCAGAAACUGCUUUUUUUCUUUUCAUUUUUGCAAUCAGCAUCAUCGCCGAAUAAACACACUCACCUAUUACAAACAGCAAAGUGUAUAAUUCCUGGUCGGCCAGUAAUCCAUAGCUUUCCCUGGCUUUCCUUGGGUGAUCAGCUCUGUGGCGUACGUGCAGGACGGGAUCACACGGGCUCAUGGCAGUGACUGUGAUAGUUUGCUUCUCUACUUGACAGAAACGGCUUUUUACAGCGCAUUUCAGAAUAAUUUUACACGCGUAAAAAGUCGGUAAGGCACUGGCGGGCAACGUUCAGUGAUAACACCCCGGCUGCAACUUAAGCAAAAGAAGGUCGUUUUGAUACAUGCUUCGACACAAAACACGUUAGUAUUGGUGAUAAUGCCGCAUUCGGCGUUAUUUCAGUGAAAAUAUGCGUAACGAAUACAAUAAAAUCUUGGGGUUAUCAUCAACACGUG